Molecule: messenger RNA, 909 nt
Organism: Prosopis cineraria
Lineage: Eukaryota; Viridiplantae; Streptophyta; Magnoliopsida; Fabales; Fabaceae
Product: ycf3-interacting protein 1, chloroplastic
Exons: 6
Coding region: 66-827 (253 amino acids)
Biological process (GO): photosystem I assembly; response to photooxidative stress
Cellular component (GO): chloroplast thylakoid membrane
Source: RefSeq, a predicted model, not a curated record
UAAGAAAUUGGAGAUGGAAGAAGCAGGAACCUGUCGAAGAUGAUAGAAGGGAAGCAUCCUUAGCCAUGGCAUCCCAAUUGUUGCCGCUUUCGUUUUCGUCUUCUUCUUCUUCUUGUCUUCCCAAGUUCGUACACCGUUCUUCGUUUCGCAAUGAAUCAUUCUCAAGGCCCAGCCUUGCCUUCCGCAAUCGCCAACGCCAAAGCCAACGCUCACCUAACGUUGUGGUUCCCCUUGUGGGCAAGGAAGACACUGAACUGCGCGUCUCGUCUGAGCAGGAUGAGGAUGCCGAUCCAACCGCUGAAGACCUUGAAUACAUUAACCAAGUUAAAACAGUGCUGGAGCUUCUGAGGACUAACAGGGACAUGCUCUUCGGUGAGGUUAAAUUAACAAUAAUGAUUGAGGACCCCAGGGAAGUUGAGAGAAGAAGAUUGCUUGGCAUUGAAGAUCCUGAUGCCCCAACAAGGGAUGAUCUUGUUGCUGUUUUGGAAGAAGUAAACGAAGGAAAAAUCCCAAAGAAUAAAGCUGCUCUCAAGAUGCUAGCUGAGGAAUUAAAUUCAUGGCCUAAUUUAGAGGCCGAAGCACUGAAGACAAAGCCCAGCAAAUCCCUCUAUGCAAGAGCCACUGACACCGGAAUCGAUCCUAAAGAGGCUGCAAAGAGACUGAAUGUUGAUUGGGAUUCAGCUGCUGAAAUUGAAGAUAGUACAGACGGUGAUGACACGGAAGUGCCCCCUGCUGUGGGUUAUGGAGCGCUGUAUUUGGUGACAGCUUUUCCUGUAAUUAUAGGAAUCUCUGUAGUUUUGAUUUUGUUUUUCAAUUCUCUCCAGUAGAAAUUCAUCAUUUAAUGUAUUAUGCUUACGCCAUUCCAACAAGGCUUCUCAAUUGAAAUCUUCAACGUGUCUUCCAAAUGCA